AUGUUCACGACCAAGACAGAAGACGCUGAAUACAACCGUCUCCCAGAAGGGGAUGAUUCCGACUCCGCGGAGACUGGGACAUCACAGACAAACAAACGCCUGCAUCGCCUAGAACAGUCACUGAGAGCAUCCUCUGUUAUCCAUGCCGCAGUUCUCUUGGUAGAGGUAGCUCUGUGUGCCCUCCUCGUAUCGGGCUUCAUUGCACUGCAUCAGGCAAAACGGGCACUACGACAAGAGACUUCUCUUGACGGCUUGUCGCUGCUUGCCUCAUACAAUACUUCCGCAAAGUUUCAGAAUGGCUCCCAUCACAUGGCUGAUACUCUCGAUGCCAAUGAAUACUGGAGAGACCUUCUAGGCUCCGGAGGCGUCAUAUCGCUGGACACGGAAUGGGCCCGAAGUCAAGGAUUGAGGCCAUCGGCGCAGUCCCCAACAGAUUCUUCCCAGAGCAUUUACCAAGUGGACGUUUUCCACGCUCUUCACUGCUUAAAUUCAAUCCGCCAAAACCUCAUGUCCAAAACGCCUCCUCCGUGGGAUGAGACUCACAUGCUCCACUGCCUCGACUACGUUCGGUCUCAGUUACUUUGUCAUCCCGACUUGACACUUGUCACUACGGAUGACUUGGAGGAGUUUGUGCUGGACGAAGUACAUACAUGCCGUGACUACGGCGCAGUGGUCGAGUGGGUGCAUAGACAUCGUUGGGUGGAGUUUCCGGAAUGGCUGAGGACGAAGAGCGAAAUGAAUGGUGGCCACGAGGCGAUACACAACCACACAAUGGUAUAA
Molecule: messenger RNA, 780 nt
Organism: Trichoderma citrinoviride
Lineage: Eukaryota; Fungi; Ascomycota; Sordariomycetes; Hypocreales; Hypocreaceae
Exons: 2
Coding region: 1-780 (259 amino acids)
Biological process (GO): mycotoxin biosynthetic process
Source: RefSeq, a predicted model, not a curated record